GGCUUGAGUAAGCUUUUUAGUAAGAUAGACACAGAGACACAGUUGCUAAAAAAAAAAAAAAAGUAAGAUAGACACGAAAACGUUGUUGUGAACCCAAAUUAAAAAAAAAACCUCUGUAAACGACGACGCCCACGUGUCUGCUCCUCACCGUCUGGUUCGUCUUGUGUAUCCUUAGUUCGGUUCACCUGGUUCGAGCUCAAAACCAAAUCGGAGCCAUUACCCAUCCCGACGACGCCUAAGCUUUGAACUCCAUCUUCGCGGCUUGGAAGAUCCAGGCGCCAAAGGAAUGGAACACGAGCGGCGACCUUUGCUCCGGCCUUGCCAUCUCCGACCGCAUCACCAUCGAUGACACAGACUACAACCCUCUUAUCAAAUGUAACUGCAAUUUCCAAAACUACACAAUCUGCUGCAUCACCGCCCUGUACAGUACAAGCUCUCUUUUCUUUCUCUCUCUUUUUUGUCUCUGUAUGUCAGCCACUGAAUACUGGCGUGCUGUUGAUUUAUUUCCACAUCAAGGUUUUUGGGAUAGAUGUUGUAGGGCCUAUACCUCCACAGCUCUGGACUUUGACAUACCUCACCAAUCUGAACCUCGCUCAAAAUUAUAUUACAGGCUCCCUUUCUCCUGCAGUCGGAAAUUUGACUCGAAUGGAAUGGCUAACUUUUGGGAUCAAUGCCUUGUCUGGCCCCUUUCCUAAGGAAAUUGGUUUGCUUACAAAGUUGAAAUCGCUUGGUGUUGGUGUCAAUAACUUUUCUGGUUCUAUACAAGCUGAGAUUGGGAAUUGUACAAAACUAUUGAAAAUAUACAUGGGAAAUUAUGGACUUAGAGGGGAAAUACCCUUAUCAUUUGCUAAUCUCGUAUUGCUGGAAGACGUGAAAAUUCUAGGAACUAGCUUAACUGGUCCGAUACCAUCGUCAUUUUCCAACUUAAUUUCUCUGAGAGAACUGAGUAUUGGUGAUAUACCCAAUGGAGGUUCUCUUAAGUUCAUCAAAGACAUGAAAUCUUUAAGUAUAUUAGUAUUGAGGAACAGCAAUCUCACUGGGACAAUACCCUCCAAUAUCGCGGAAUACACAAGUCUGCAACAAGUAGAUUUAAGCUUCAUCAAACUACAUGGACCAAUUCCGGCUUCACUUUUCAGCUUAAGUAAACUUACUCACUUGUUUCUGGGAAACAACACGUUGAAUGGUUCGUUGCCCACUCAAAAGAGCAAGACUUUGAGCAAUAUAGAUGUUUCGUACAAUGAUUUGUCUGGUAGUCUUCCUUCAUGGGUCAGCUUACCAAAUUUGAAACUCAACCUUGUUGCUAACAAUUUCACCUUGAAAAGUCUUGACAAGAGAGGUUUACUAGGACUGAAGUGCCUGCAGAAGAACUUCCCCUGCAAUCGAGGCAAAGGAAUCUAUUCUGAUUUUUUUAUCAACUGCGGAGGGCCACAAAUACGGUCUGUUACCGUAAAGGCAUUUGAGAAGGAGAAUGAGGAUCUUGGAUCAGCUUCAUCUACCGUGAGUUAUGUUCAGAAAUGGGCAGUCAGUAGUGUAGGACUUUUUGCCGGGAGUAGCAAUAAUAUGUGGGUUAUCAACAGUCUGGACUCCGAGAUUUUUCAGUCAGCAAGACAUUCUUCAUCUUCUCUAAGGUAUUAUGGGUUGGGACUAGAAAAUGGAGGUUAUACUGUAACACUUCAGUUUGCUGAAAUAGAUAUUCUUGGUACAAACUCGUGGAGAGGUUUAGGAACACGACGUUUCAACAUUUAUGUCCAGGGAAGACUUGUUGUAAGGGAUUUUGAUAUAUGCAAAACAUCUGGUGACACUACUGUCCAAGCAGUAAUGAAAGAAUAUAAAGCAAAUGUAUCUGAAAAUUAUCUUGAAAUUCAUCAUUUCUGGGCUGGCAAAGGAUCAUUUACUGUUCCUGUUCUAGGUACUUUUGGCCCACUAAUAUCGGCCGUCAGUGCAAAACCAGAUUUUACACCAACUGUGGGCAAUAGGCCACCAACAAAAGAAAAGCAUAAGACUGGUAUUGUCGUGGGUGCUAUUGUUGGCCUUGGACUUUUAGGCAUUUUUGCCGGCGCGGGUAUGUUCAUCAUCCGAAAAAGCCGUAAGCGUUACACAGAUGAUGAAGAGCUGCUUAGUAUGGACGUAAAGCCUUACACUUUUGCUUACUCUGAACUUAAAACUGCCACUCAAGAUUUCAAUCCUUCAGACAAGCUUGGCGAGGGAGGAUUUGGGUCUGUAUAUAAGGGAAACCUGAAGGGUGGAAGGGAGAUUGCUGUUAAAGUGUUGUCAGCUGGAUCUCGACAGGGAAAGGGACAAUUUGUUGCAGAAAUCGUAGCAAUUUCUGCAGUUCUGCAUCGCAAUCUAGUAAAGCUUUACGGGUGCUGCUAUGAAGGAGAUUAUCGUUUGCUUGUAUAUGAGUAUCUCCCAAAUGGAAGUCUCGAUCAGGCACUAUUUGGAGGUGACAGAAUUUUACAUCUUGAUUGGUCAACCCGUUUUGAGAUAUGCAUGGGAGUGUCCAGGGGUCUAGCCUACCUCCACGAGGAGGCCAGUGUUCGCAUAGUACACAGAGAUGUGAAGGCCAGCAACAUUUUGCUCGACUCUAAGCUGCUCCCAAAAGUUUCUGAUUUUGGCCUUGCAAAGCUAUACGAUGACACAAAAACCCACAUAAGUACCCGAGUGGCAGGAACUAUUGGAUAUCUUGCGCCAGAGUAUGCCAUGCGCGGACACUUAACAGAGAAAACGGAUGUGUAUGCCUUUGGUAUUGUGGCUCUUGAGCUGGUGAGUGGAAGGAAAAACUCGGAUGUCAACUUGGGGAAUGAGAAAAAAUAUCUUCUUGAAUGGGCAUGGAAUCUACACGAGAAUAGCCAUGAAGUUGAACUAAUUGAUCAUGAGCUGACUGAAUUCAACAUGGAAGAAGUGAAACGCGUGAUAGGAAUUGCUCUGUUGUGCACUUACUCAUCUCAUUCCUUGAGACCACCGAUGUCAAAAGUGGUGGCUAUGCUUUCAGACGUUGAGGUUAGUGAGGUAACCUCUAAACUAGGGUACCUAACCGACCUGCGAUCUGAUGACACAUCAAGCUCCUCUUUCAGCGCCUUUCAAACUAGAGAGACAGGCGUUUCUUCAUCUUACUCGACGAGCUUUGUGACGCCCAGUGAGGGAGCCUUUAACCAAAUGCUUGGAGUCAAAAUCAAUGAGGGGAGAUGAUAAUGUCUCUUCUAUCUAUUAUGGUCGUCUAUACAUGUGUAGACCUUUGUGUAUUUAACUAUAUGAGGAUCACUAUUUCCUUCUUUGGCUAGAGAAACAUUUUCACUUUGGUUCAAUAAUGUUUUAAGCACUUCGUAAUGAGUUUGUCCGCUAAUGAAAUAAUAAUUCUAAAAAGUUUAUUUUAUUUGUGUCCGAAA
Messenger RNA from Brassica napus (rape), 3386 nucleotides. RefSeq names its product probable LRR receptor-like serine/threonine-protein kinase At1g56140. Gene Ontology annotation, molecular function: protein kinase activity; ATP binding. The record is from RefSeq and is a predicted model, not a curated record. Gene Ontology annotation, biological process: protein phosphorylation. NCBI's taxonomy places the organism in Eukaryota, Viridiplantae, Streptophyta, Magnoliopsida, Brassicales, Brassicaceae.